Messenger RNA from Ipomoea nil (Japanese morning glory), 1236 nucleotides. Its product is annotated as protein SYS1 homolog. The transcript has 4 exons. The coding region runs from base 344 to 802 and encodes 152 amino acids. NCBI's taxonomy places the organism in Eukaryota, Viridiplantae, Streptophyta, Magnoliopsida, Solanales, Convolvulaceae. The record is from RefSeq and is a predicted model, not a curated record. Gene Ontology annotation, biological process: Golgi to plasma membrane protein transport; Golgi to endosome transport; protein localization to Golgi apparatus. Gene Ontology annotation, cellular component: Golgi membrane; trans-Golgi network.
ACUCUCCCUCAUCUGUAUAUCUGCAAAAUUCCAAACUUUUUCUCAUUUCCAUCAGCUAAUUCUUCCUUAUCUGAAACUCAAUAUCUUCUUCUGCCCAAAUAAGCAGAAAUUCGGAUCAAUUCUUCAAUCAGCUUCUCAAAUUAGUUACCCUCCAGCCUAAUACAAGUUAGGGUUUCACUUGUGAUCUCAGUUACAAAAAAAAUUUCGCUGAUUUGUUCUUAUAUAUCGCUGUAAAUUGAUUCCCUUUUGGCUGAAUUCGAAUCAAUUUUUCCAUAGAACUUGUUUUUCAGAUCAAAGAGAUUUCCUUCCAUUUGAGAUUUACUUUUUGAUUUGGAGAAUAGAUAUGUUCUACGGGGCAGUGGUAUGGGAUCCAUGGCUGAUUGUUGCCCAAAUCGUUUGUCUUCAAUGUCUAUACUACUUGACGCUGGGGAUAUUCAUGGCAGGUCUAGUAGGAACUAGGGUUUCCCGAAUUAGUCUAGUGUAUUUCUUUGAUUACGCCAGUGUCACUGUCUCUACUAACACGGGGUGGUGCGUCAUUACUGCGUUUAUUCUCAGCUCAAUUGCAGGAGCUGGCUACUUGGUCUAUAUUAUUGAGAGGGCAAAAAAGUGUUUAGAUUUUGCUUCCACCCUCUAUGGCAUCCAUCUUUUUACAUCUCUUGUCUAUGGGGGUUGGCCUUCUUCAUUAACGUGGUGGGUGGUGAAUAUUACCGGGUUUGCAGUGAUGGCAUUGCUAGGCGAGUACCUGUGCAUAAGACGUGAAUUAAGAGAAAUUCCAAUAUCAAGAUACCGGUCAAGUGUUUGAUGUAGCAGAAUUCAACAGCAAGGAACAAAUUUUGCUUUCAGUUUGCUGGUGGGUUCUGUUAACAUGUGGAUUGGCAGGUUCUGAUGCUUCUGUAAAUGAUAUGCUUUCCAUGCCUGGGGUCAAACAAUGAUGGAAAAUAAGUAAAAGAGAAGCAUAAAAGCAAGAUACAAGGUAGCAAAACUUACAAUUUGCCUUGCUGUCAUUAGGAGGAUCAAAAAGGACACACCCAUGACAAUGGUUUGCCAAGACCACUGCAAAGAAACAUUAACACAGCUUCAUGCAACAUGGUCUUUACUAGGUAAUCUUAUGCUUUUUUGAGGUUUUAUUUUCAAAAUUGCUACUGUAACCUCAUCUUUGUGAUGGAAAACAGAGGUUAACACUGGAAUUAUUUGCAUCUGGUUUGUGAAGUGGACAAUCCCAAGUAACCCUUUCAA